This is a messenger RNA of Strongyloides ratti, 1335 nucleotides long. RefSeq names its product Glycosyl transferase, family 14-containing protein. Gene Ontology annotation, molecular function: glycosyltransferase activity. The record is from RefSeq and is a predicted model, not a curated record. Gene Ontology annotation, cellular component: membrane. The transcript has 4 exons. Bases 1 to 1335 code for a protein of 444 amino acids. Lineage: Eukaryota; Metazoa; Nematoda; Chromadorea; Rhabditida; Strongyloididae.
AUGAAUAAUUCUAAAUCAAUUUUAGAAAAAUUUGAUGAUAUUUUAUAUGUAAAAACGUGUAAACAAUAUGAAGAUAUUGAAAAAAGAAUGUCCAGAAAAUAUGUAGAAGAUAUAAAAGAAAUUAGAAAUGUAAUAGAAAAACCAUUUGAUAUUAAUUUAGAUUGUAAAAAGUUAAUAAAUGGAGAUAUGGAUUAUAUUAAUAAGGUUAAGAAUAAUCGUAUAAUUUAUGAAAAUAAAAAUUUAUCUAUGGAUUGUUCUUCUAUUUAUAGUAGAGGAUUUAAUAUAAAUGAAAGUUUAAGUGAAAUUGAAAAAAAAUAUUCAUUAGCAUUUGCUUUUAAUAUAUAUAAAAAUUAUGAGGUAAUUGAAUUAAAACUAUUAUCAAUUUAUUCACCUAAUAAUCAUUAUUGUUAUAUGAUUGAUUUAAAAAAUCCAAAAUUAUAUGAUGAAAUGAUUCAACUAGAGAAAUGUCUUCCAAAUGUUUAUGUUCCCAGAGUUCAAUAUGAUAUGAAAUCUAAUGGAGAAAAUGGAAGUUUAUCACAUUAUGAAUGUAUGAAAAGAUUAGUUAAAACUAAAUUUGAUUAUAUUUUUUUAUUACAAAAUGAUGAGAUGCCUAUAAAAACAAAUAGAGAAUUAAUUGAAAUUUUAGAAACCAUGAAUUUUGCUAUGGAUAUGAGAAUUGCAAUUGAUGAUGAAGUUAUUGAUUCACGAGUUGAUAAAACCAAAUCAUGGACAUAUAAAGAUCUAAACAUAUUUUUAGACGAUGAUAUAAGAAAGACAAAUUUAUCAAUUAUGGAACAAAAAAUUGAAUUUACAAAUGGUUUAGUUUCAACUGGUUUACCAAAAGAAGCUGUAGAAUAUCUGGUAAAUAAAUUAAAUAUAACAACAUUUUUAAAUCAAUUAAAUACAAAUUUAUAUGGUAAUGAUGAAUUAACAUGGCAAACAUUACUAACAAAUGAAAUUUUAAAUGUUCCUGGUUAUAUACCUAAAAAAUAUGCUUUAAAUUAUUUUCUUCGACCAUAUUAUUUAUCAAGAUUAGUUUUAUGGGGUGGAGAACCUUGUUUAACAAAUACUUUUCAUCAUAGUAUCUGCUUAUGGGGAGUAGAAUCAUUGACAGAUCUUAAAAAUAGAAAUCAUUUUUUUUUGUAUAGAUUUAAAGAAGAAUUUGAUUUUGGAGCACUAAAAUGUUAUGCAGAAUAUUUAUAUAAUAAAACUCACUUUGAAAAAUAUAAAAGACCUGAUUUGUGGUUUUAUUACAAUAGUCCUUUAAGUAUUUAUAAAAGAUUAAGUUUAAAAAAUGAUAUUAAUUUGAUAAAAAAUUACAAACAAUGGUUGUAA